Molecule: messenger RNA, 522 nt
Organism: Fukomys damarensis (Damara mole-rat)
Lineage: Eukaryota; Metazoa; Chordata; Mammalia; Rodentia; Bathyergidae
Product: eukaryotic translation elongation factor 1 epsilon-1-like
Biological process (GO): positive regulation of DNA damage response, signal transduction by p53 class mediator
Cellular component (GO): nucleus; cytoplasm; aminoacyl-tRNA synthetase multienzyme complex
Source: RefSeq, a predicted model, not a curated record
AUGGCGGCGGCCGCGGAUUUGAAGCUUCUAGAAAAGUCCCUAGGGCUGAAAAAGGGGAAGAAGUAUAGCGCGCAGGGCGAGCGACAGAUUCCAGUUCUUCAGACAAACAAUGGCCCAACUCUAAUAGGAUUGACAACAAUAGCAACUCAUCCAGUCAAGCAAGCCAACAAGGAACAUUUGCUGGGAAGCACUGCAGAAGAAAAGGCAGUAGUCCAGCAGUGGUUGGAAUACAGAGUCGCUCAAGUAGACAGACACUCCAGUAAAGAAAAUAUCCACACUCUGUUGAAGGAUCUUAAUUCAUAUCGAGAUAAAGUCUACCUUACGGGAUAUAACUUUACCUUAGCAGAUAUCCUAUUAUACUACGGACUUCAUCACUUUAUAGUUGGCCUGACAGUCCAAGAAAAGGAGAAGUAUCUUAAUGUGUCUCGCUGGUUUUAUCACAUUCAGCACUAUCCAGGCAUCCAACAACAUCUAUCGAGUGUUGUCUUCAUCAAGAACAGACUGUAUUCUAACUCCCACUAG